Molecule: messenger RNA, 1006 nt
Organism: Tarenaya hassleriana
Lineage: Eukaryota; Viridiplantae; Streptophyta; Magnoliopsida; Brassicales; Cleomaceae
Product: 1,4-dihydroxy-2-naphthoyl-CoA thioesterase 1
Exons: 2
Coding region: 273-737 (154 amino acids)
Biological process (GO): phylloquinone biosynthetic process
Cellular component (GO): peroxisome
Molecular function (GO): 1,4-dihydroxy-2-naphthoyl-CoA thioesterase activity
Source: RefSeq, a predicted model, not a curated record
CAUCAUCAUCUCCCCUCCUUACACAAGAAUCUUGGAUUGUAGACAGAACUGUAAUUGUUUUGGUUUUGCUUGUUUUUGGAACACCGCAGGUAGGAAUAAGGCUGCAAGAUCAAUCGAUUGACCCGUUUGAGUGAAUCGUCGGCACUGCUCCCAACAACCCCCGAUCCCAAUAACCAAAUCCAUCCACACACUUCUCCUUCGUCUCUCAACCACUCUUUCACCAAAACCUACCACCUCUCUCUCUCUCUCUCUCUCUCUCUCUCUCUCAAUUCAUGGAUUCUUCGUCCAAGACUCAGGGCUUGGACCCUCCGCUUCAUCUGUUGGGCUUCGAGAUCGACGAGUUAUCACCGACACGAAUCACCGGCCGCCUUCCUGUCACUUCCACCUGCUGCCAGCCCUUCAAGGUAUUGCACGGCGGCGUCUCCGCCCUGAUCGCCGAGUCUCUGGCCAGCAUGGGGGCCCACAUGGCAUCUGGGUUCAAAAGGGUCGCCGGAAUUCACCUCUCCAUCAACCACAUGAAGUCCGCUGACCUCGGCGACCUCAUCUUGGCCGAGGCCUCACCGCUGAGCCUGGGCAGGACCAUUCAGGUCUGGGAGGUCAAGCUAUGGAAGACCCAUCACUCUCCUCAAUCCAAAACCUUGGUCUCUUCCUCGAGGGUAACUCUUCUCUGCAAUCUUCCAGUUCCUGACCAUGCCCACGACGCCGCUGAUCGGCUCAGACAGUUUUCCAAGUUGUAAUAAUGUGUCUAUACAUAUAUAUGUUGGUUUCAAUUGGCUUAUUUACGGAACAAUCAGAGACCGAGCUCCCCCUGCUGUAGACCUGAAUCAAACCAGAGGAGUCUUCAUCAUGAUGUUGCCGCCACUUGAAGAAGUUUCACCUUAUCCUUCUCUCUUCCCAUUUCCCAUCAAUUGUCUUUUUAGUAGUGGGAUGUAAAAAUGACUGAUUGAUGAAGAGAGGGCAUGUAGUCAUGCAGUUGCUCCAAUGGAAAAAACAUCAAUUCUCUCUU